Danio rerio (zebrafish) is the source of this 3047-nucleotide messenger RNA. The record is from RefSeq and is a predicted model, not a curated record. Lineage: Eukaryota; Metazoa; Chordata; Actinopteri; Cypriniformes; Danionidae.
GUUUCUUUUCUCAGAAUAGCCUGUAAGGCAAGGACUAGUUUCACUUUCACCUAUACUACUUCACAGGUAUGGACACGUAGGACAGAAAUGCCACAGUAAGACUAUUAUCCCAAGAAGAACUGUAUUUGGCUUGAUCCAACUUACAUUUGCUAUUAUGGCAGAAACUGUGAAAGAAGAAGUAGACGAAGCAAAUGAGGUUAAUGACCUUCCAGAAUGGCAUGAGGAUGCAAAAGAGAGUUUAAAAAAUGGUGGAGAACAUAUGGAAAGCCCAGUCAAGCAGAAGAGCACUGGACUUAUGAAGUCAUUCAGAGCAAGUUUAAAAAAAGUGGCCAGCCCUAUGAAAAACAAAAAGCCAGAGAAUACAAACAACGGACAAAGCCAGAUCUCAAAUGCUCAGUUACAACCGCUGCACUCUCCAAGCUUGAUCACAGGAUCUCCAGGACAAUCUUCCUUUCGAAGUCCAAGGACAGAAAAACCUCCUCUUACCAGAACUAUGUCAGAUUCUGAUGUUAUAACACUGCAAAAGAAGGGCUCAUCGAUCAGGCGGAGUUUGGGUCUGAGUAAAAAACCCAAACAGGAACCACUUGUCACUGUCACAGAAGCCAUGCCUCUAUCAGAAGAGCCAAAACCCGAGGUUGCUGAUGAAUGUGAAGGCCAGAUGGUGUUGGAGCUCAGAGACACAUAUGUUCUGCCGGAGAUCCCAGCAAUGCCUUUGUCAGUUAUGGAGAUUAACAAACUGAUAGAGAUGGAAGUUUUAGAAGAGGCCUAUGUGAAUCUACUCUCUCUACGCCUGGAGCUUCAGCAACAGCGUAAAUCUCAGAAUCAAGAAGACUGUCCGAUUGAACUCGUCCAUAAAGAGAAAGAUCUCAGUUUGCUUUAUGGUACACUACGGAAUAAAAUGUCUGACAUUGUACGCAACUCAAGUACUCUGCCUUCUCGCAAUAAAGAACUGCUGGUGUAUGUAGCAUACAUUAUCCUUGAGGAGGAGAAGAGGCAGGAUGAGCCAGGAGCGAUGCAGGGAUGGAGGGAAUCGUGGAGGGUUGCGGUACGGGAUGGUGUUCGAGAUACACUGAAGAGAGUUCACUUGGACACCCGUGAGCAGAACAUUUCCUGGCUGGCAGUGCACCUGGGGCUUCUGGGUAAAGCUAUACUGGAGGAUUUGGAAAGAGUGAAGACUGAACUUGUGAGCUCGUAUCCGCCAGAAUUUAAUGUGUUUGAAACAUAUGUUUCCUGCCAUCAUGAGGCUGUAGGAGAACAUUUGAAGACACUUCUGGAAAAAGUGACAGAGCUGAAGGAUUACUACGCUCUUCUAGAUUUCAUUAUUCAUCGCUACCCCAGUGAGAAGAUAAUGGGAAGUACCUCUCUGCAGCCAGAGGUGAAGGAAGAUAAUAGAGCUCUCCCACUGGACAAUGAUUUCCUUAAUCAGAUCAAAAUGAAAUACUGCAGUCGCUUACAGGUUGAUAUGCGAACAUCACUUGACAGGGUUAUUGAGUUGGAGAAUGAGGAAAUUUGGAAGGAAAGAAGAAAACCAGAGAUUGAUGAGGGAAUUUACAGCUCACACAUUGACAUGGACAUCUGGACGAAUAUUAAAGGGCACGUUCAAGGGUCUAGAAGAAUCGAUGUGACCCUGGAGAAGGAGGUUGUGCGGUCCUGUUUGGAUGAACUGAAGAGCUUUCCAAAAAGGUUUGAAUCAGCGUUUGUGGAGUCCUGCAGGGUUUUCUCGAACUCUUCUCUCUGGGCAGAGUAUCACAUCAGCUACAUCAACAGCUUCAGUGAUUUAAAAGAGCACAUGGAAGGCUAUAAGCAAAGCUGUCAGAUUCAGCUAGAGCAGGUUCGAAAAGAAAUAGACGGACUGACCACCAGACUGAGACAGACUCUGAUGGAGCAGUUCAAAACAGAUGUCAAGCCCUUCCUCAGGAGACAGAUGACAGGGAAAUGGUUUUCAUUUGAUGAAGACUUUUCACAGCUCGCCACCAGAAUCAAGAGUCUUUCUGAGCAGAGCAAAUACAUGAGUCCAAAAUAUAGACAGGCCUUUGUGAAUGAAGUUCACUUUUUCGUGGUGAAGGAAUACGUGUCUCAGCUGAUGAAGAAUAACUACUCGUGCAAAAACAGGAAGAACGAGACGGCUGCAGCUAAAAUCACAAAACAGUGGGAGGAACUGAAAGAGAUUUUCCAAGAUAUGCAUUCUACAUUAGAUUGGCUCCAUUCAGUUGGGAACCAUCUGAGUCAGAUCAUUGGGUGCAAAAAAAGUGAUGUAAAACACAACCUAAAGCCACUGGUUGAGAACUAUCCUGACAUCAGAAGGAGCCAUCUCUCUGCAGUGCUGUAUUUUCGAGGAAUAAUAAGAGGCAGGGAAAAGCACGUUAUCUUACAGCGACUGGCAGAGCUGAAACAGAGCUUGGGGAGUUCUGGGAAUAAAGAGCAAGCUCUCUUUAGUGAGAUUCAAGCUUCAGCAAACACAGACUGUCUGGCAGGUACUCCCUUCUCCUGUCUGUCCUUCAUCAUGCCAGACAGAUAAUCGUAAGAAAUACACUUCAAUAGAAGUGGGAGAAAUGAUUGCAAUGUUUAAUAAUGAACCUAUGUUAUAUAAUUUGAGCAUUAGGUAGUGUUUUCAUGCCUCUGUUAAUGCUUAAUAGACUUAUAUUCUUUGCAUUAGUCUGUGUAUUAUCAUUCUGUAUGGCAUCUACAUAUUUAUUAAUGAGAAUCAGAUUUUAAUCUUCAAAAAUUUUGUUACAGGAGUGAAUGAGUUAAACUGGUGUAUGUUCACCAGUUUCUGGUGUACUUCAGAAAUGCUUGUUAUUAGCGACACCGGUGGCCAUUAAGUGAACUGCAUCGGAUAACCCUUGCUUUUUAGUUAUAUCCAGGCCCGGCCCUAACCAAUUUGGCGCCCUGGGCAAGAUUUCAGGUGGCGCCCCGUCACAUUGCAGUAAAUUCCACUGCUAGUGUAAAGUCAAAAGAAACUAAACAUCUUUUUGAUCAACUACUACAAGCUGGGAAAACGUCAGAUAAAUAUGCCAAUGCAAUUAACAUUAUUGCUGAAUAGAUCU